GGUUCCGCCUCUGGGGCCGCAAGGCGCGUGCGCCUCCGGGGCUCCGGUCGGGACGCGCCUUCUCGCUUCUUCCCUCCCCCGCCUGCGCGCUGGGUGGGCGUGGGAGGAGGCGGGGAAGAGGGGAGGGGAGCGAGGAAGCGGGUGUCGCGGGAGGGAAGGAGCGAACCGGGGAGCGUCGUUCCGAGAGGAGUGAAGGCGGCAAAAUGGCGGACCGCUUCUCCCGCUUCAACGAGGACCGAGACUUUCAGGGUAAUCACUUUGAUCAGUAUGAAGAAGGACAUUUGGAAAUUGAACAAGCAUCACUUGACAAGCCUAUUGAAUCGGUAAGAUGAUCACUGCUUAAUUUUGGGUCAUAGCUAGCUAGUUAGGUAGUGGUCGUGUGACACUCGAUGUGAAUGAAGUUAAACUUACAACUUUCAGGACAGUCUAGAGCUAUUUUCUUGCAUGCCUGACAGUAAUCAAAUAGAGUUUGGGAUAUAAUCUAAUAUUUAGUAUGUUGGGAUAUUAGUCUGAAAAAUCUAGAAAUUUAGAAUUUUUAUAAAAAAUAUCAUUUUGGCCCAUUCUGUUACAGAUAGCAGGUUAAAAGUUUAGCAUUUUUAUAAAUUGAAUAAAGGAGUAAAAUGUAUUUUGAUCCUUUAAAAGCUUCACUUUUCCUGGGCAACACAUUCAUACAAUCCAUAGGAAGAGUUAAGGACUAACACGUUUUAUUUACCAGACUCUUGUGAAAACAUUGUAAAUUUGGUUUCCGUAGUUUAAGAGAUGUCUGGGUUUUGUCAAAAGUUGAUUCUUUCUAUCUCUUUACACAGUUUAGUUUUGGAUAUUGGUACAAAGCAGUACAAAAAGGAGAUUUAUUUUUCUGACUUAAUUUUUUUUCAAAUCUUCAUUUUUGAACACUGUUUUUAUUUUGAAAACCCCUUUAUUUUCAGAUUACACAGUCCAUUGUUAAAAUGUCUAAACUUGUCAGUAUUGUCAGUAUUUAAUAUUUGUGCUUAAGUGUACAUAAUUUAAUAAGGGUUUUAGUGAGUUAUUUCAGUUUGAGUGAAAAAUGAUCAAAGAGAGAAUCUUAAUCUUUAUAUAACAGUCAAGACAUCUCUUCUCUCCCUUUAAGAAACACUAGCUUCUUCCCCUCUCUCAGGAAAAUGAGGCAAUUUAGAGAGCACAGAUAUUUAACUUUAGCUUUUAUUUUCACAACUGUAAUACAGUAAAGGAUCAACAUAUAUUUAUGUUCCUAAUUAGGUUGGUGUUGUGUGUUUGUGUGUGUGUUUAGAUGUUUACAGAAAUUUACACAACUUGGGGUGUUCGACAUUUUUCUUCCACAGCAGUUGGCCCAUAUUAGAUAAGCAGCCAUGAUCUGCCCAGUUUUUAAAGCCAGGAUAAUAUUGGACAUCGCUUACUCCAGAAACAUGGGUGGAAGCUGGGCCAGGGAUUGGGAAAAUCUCUUCAGGCAUUAUGACCCUGGACUUGUUGUGGUGAUGGUAAACUUAGCAGUGGUAAUUUUUUAUUUUCAGACUGAAUUACUCCUUUUGUCAUCAGUGCACCAAUAUGUUAGGCUUACUUUCUCUGUUGUAGCCUUCAUCCUUCUGCUUGGUCUUUUUUCAUUUUCCUUUCCUUUCCUUAUGCAACUUGUCUGAUCCUCGUUCAUUAAAGGGUAAUGUUAAGGAGGGAUGUAUCUGUUUGUGUUAGAACUACAAAAAAAAUCAGUUAAAACAUUAAAUUCUAAUACUGUCAAAAACUUGAUUUCCCCACAAUGUAAUGGGCACUAGCACUUGCUACUGCAAUUUUUAAAUAAAUUAAAACAAACUUUGACUGCCUUAGAAGGCAAAAGUACUAAUGCAGAGUUUGUAAACAGGGGUUUACAGAGGUAAUGAAUUUGUACCAAAACUUCCUUAAUUUUUGCAUAACAAAUUCUGAUAGACUAAAAAAAAGAUACCAAAACAACAAAAAAAGUGAAUUCCUUUGUCAUUAUUUUUCAAUUCUUUCAUUGGACCAUUUGUUUUUACCAGUAAAUCCCUGAUUGAGACGUUAUGAAAGUGAUACUGCACCUAGGAAGUCAUUUUUAUAACCUGUCUUAAUUUGGUCCUUUUGCUAAAGAUUGCAGUCACUGCUUAUUUAUUAUACCAUUGGGCAUAAGGUAGGGGUGCGUUUCCAUUUUGUUUAACUGGCAGUCUUCCAUAGUACCUGAAAGAAGGCUGUAUUUUUUUUUUCUGGCAUGAGAUGUUCUUCAUUUACUUAAAGUUUUUUUCACUAUAGUAAUUAUUCCUAAUUAUAUCUUAUUGCUUAUAAAGUAAUGGGAUAUUGGUGAUAAGUAAACUUCUGGAUUAGUUUUUCAUUAUUUUUUAAAGAUGAAAAGUAAUCCCACAAAUAUAGAGCAACUACAUACGAGUGGUUGCUGGUCACGUUGAAAAGUUUCUUCUUUUUUCUCCAGGACCAAACCUAGUCAUGAUCAUGGCAUUUGUUCUUACUGUUUUUAAUUUGGUUUUGGUGAUACCUCAGAUUUAUCCUGACAAAGCUCAACUUUUAGCCCAAAGGUAUAAUAUAUAUGUGUGUAUAACAAAAACAAAAACAAAACAAACAAAAAACAAUUGUUUACACCAGCCUGAGUGAAGUGAUGAGGGAAGUAAACAUUGUGUUUUUUCACUAAAGGUGUACAUCGGAUAAGGUAAGUCCUCUUACCAGUGGGCUUACAUCACAAUAAACAGCGCAAGUUGUGAUGUAAAACAGCUGUGGUAGUAAAGUGCUUGUCUGCCCCAUUUUGCUUUGUUUGGCUGGUUAUGAGUGGAUUAAAUAUACAUUUUUAAAAAUCUCCAGCAUAGAUUGAUUAGUUUAAAGUCAAUUUUCUUCGCAACUAGUCCUUUUCACAGCUUACCGAUGACUGCAGUCAGUGUUAGAUCCACUCUGGGAAAUGGGACCUCAGAGCACCAGUUCAAAAGAAACACCAUUCUCGGUUUCUAAGGGCAACUAACCGUUGCUUUUUAUUUAAGUUUUUCAUAGCCCUGCUUAACUGUAAAGCAUCUUUUGAAAACAAAAUAAUAUUGAACAUACUGAGUUGUAGUUACAGAGUUUUCUUGUAUCAUGUUUGAAACUAUGCUUUUCAGAUUUAAGUAUGUCAGAUGAGAUCUUUAUUCCCCAUUUUAAAAGUGUGUAUGGGAGGAUGUCAGUGGACAGUAAGUGAAGUAAUUUCUUGAUGAAAAGUUAUUUUAAACCUUCUGGUGCCGUAGCUUAGAAAUGCUUUGCAUUACUUAUUUAAUUUUACCAUGUAACCUGGAAUUAUCCUCUCUGGAAAGACAGUCAAGGUGGAUAGUUGGGCUUAAACUGGGAGAGGUAGGCUUGGCUGUAAGCUGUGAGAAUGGCUUGUGUUUGGUUCACUGUAGCUUUCUGGUCUCUGCACUCCAAGGCAAGAUCUCUAACCACCCAAACCUAAUGUGUAAAGUGAGCCGGCAGCGUAGGUUUGCAUCUUACCCUGAUUGUGUGUUCCUGUUACAGGGAGAACGGAUCCCAUUCCGAUUGUUGUCAAGUAUGACGUCAUGGGCAUGGGUCGCAUGGAAAUGGAGCUCGAUUAUGCUGAAGAUGCUACCGAACGGCGCCGUGUCCUAGAAGUGGAAAAAGAAGACACGGAGGAAUUGAGACAGAAGUACAAGGAUUAUGUUGAUAAAGAGAAGGCAAUUGCCAAAGCACUGGAAGACCUCAGAGCCAACUUUUACUGCGAACUCUGCGAUAAGCAGUAUCAGAAACAUCAGGAAUUUGACAACCAUAUCAACUCCUAUGAUCACGCACACAAGCAGGAAGGCACACAGGAUUAUUAUGAAUCUGAGAUAAUAGCUGAUGUAUUGAAAGCAAAUCCUUCUAAUUUGGGAGCCCAGAUCACAAGAAGAUUGAAAGAUCUCAAGCAGAGAGAGUUUGCGCGAAAUGUUUCUUCAAGAUCCCGCAAGGAUGAGAAGAAACAGGAAAAAGCUCUUCGGCGCCUCCAUGAGUUGGCAGAGCAAAGAAAACAAGCUGAAUGUGCACCUGGAAGUGGUCCUAUGUUCAGACCAACCACGGUGGCUGUGGAUGAAGAAGGUGGAGACGAUGAUAAAGAUGAGUCAGUAACGAACAGCAGCGUCAGUGCCGCUGCCGCCUGUGGUACGGGAUCCGAAUUCUCCACGGAUAAAGGAGGCCCUUUCACUGCGGUGCAGGUCACUAAUACCACUGGACCGGCACAGGCUCCUGGGCUAGUCUCCCAGGGCAUCAGCUUUGGCAUUAAGAAUAAUCUGGGUACUCCGUUGCAAAAAUUGGGAGUGUCAUUUUCUUUUGCCAAGAAGGCUCCUGUCAAACUCGAAUCAAUAGCAUCAGUUUUCAAGGACCUCGCAGAGGAAGGGCCCUCUGAAGAUGGAACAAAAGCUGACGAGAAGGGUUCUGACCAAGUCCUACAGAAGGUGGGAGACUCAGAUGGUGGUGGUAAUCUCGAUGGUAAAAAAGAGGACGAAGACCCUCAGGAUGGAGGGUCCCUUGCUUCCACUUUAUCUAAGUUAAAAAGGAUGAAGCGAGAAGAAGGGGCUGGGGCUACAGAGCCAGAGUAUUAUCACUACAUCCCCCCAGCACACUGCAAAGUAAAACCUAAUUUUCCCUUCCUACUCUUUAUGAGAGCCAGUGAACAAAUGGAAGGUGAUAACAGUACUCACCCAAAGAAUGCCUCGGAGAGCAAAAAAAGCAAUUCUCCCAAGCCUAAAGGCUUCAUCAAGGUGGUGGCGAGCCAAGGAGCAGAAAAGACAGCUAGUGAAGUCUCCCAGCAGCAGACAGAAACUGGUGUGGCUGAGCCCUCAGAACCUGGAAGCAAAGCUGAAACGAAGAAGGCCUCAGGGGGGGAUAUAAGUGAGCAGAGCUCAGAGAGUCAGAGUCAGAAGGCUUCAGAGAUCCAAAUGUGUGAGUCCAACCCUUGUAAAGAAACCUCCCAGACCGCCUCAGCCGGGAAGGAAAGCCAUGAGGGACCCAAACAUCCUACUGGUCCCUUCUUUCCAGUUCUGAGCAAAGACGAAAGCACCGCCCUCCAGUGGCCAUCGGAACUAUUAAUUUUCACCAAGGCAGAACCCUCCAUUUCGUACAGUUGUAACCCUUUAUACUUUGACUUUAAGCUUUCAAGGAACAAAGAUGCCAGAGCUAAAGGGACAGAAAAACCAAAAGACCCAGGAGGUUCCUCAAAGGACCAUCCCCAAGGCCUUGACCCUGGUGAGCCAAAUAAAAGCAAGGAAGGAGGAGAAAACACAGAGCAUUCCUCAGGAGACAGAGCAGACGCGCCUGCUUCAGGGUCUGGCUGUGUGAGCCAGAAUAAACCGGAGCCCGGUGGCAGCCAGGGCUCGGAAACAGAAGACACCGGGAGAAGCCUUCCUAGCAAGAAGGAACGAUCUGGCAAGGCCCACCGGCACAAAAAGAAAAAGAAGCACAAAAAAUCCAACAAACACAAACGGAAACACAAGGCCGAUCCGGAAGAGAAAAGCUCUAAGGUUGAGUCUGGGGAGAAGUCUAAGAAGCGCAAGAAACGGAAACGAAAGAAGAAUAAGUCAGCCCAGGCCGAUUCCGAACGGGGCCCCAAACCGGAGCCCCCGGGGAGCGGGAGCCCCGCACCCCCGAGAAGACGGCGGCGGGCGCCGGACGAUUCGCAGCGGAGGUCCCUCCCGGGGGAAGAGGGGGGCAGUGGCAAGAAAGACGAAGGCGGCGGCGGCGGCGGCAGCGCCCAGGAUCACGGCGGGAGGAAGCACAAAGGCGAGCCCCCGGCGUCGUCCUGCCAGCGGAGAGCCGGCACCAAGCGGAGCAGCCGGUCCAGUCAUCGGAGCAGACCCAGCAGUGGAGACGAGGACAGUGACGGCGUUUCAUCUCGCCGGCCGCACCAGAAGUCUCCGUCCCAGUACAGCGAGGAGGAAGAGGAGGAGGAAGACUCGGGCAGCGAGCACUCCCACAGCCGUUCGCGGUCUGACCGGCACCACUCCUCACACCGGUCCUCGCGGCGCUCGUACUCGAGCAGCUCAGACGCGUCCUCAGACCAGAGCUGCUACAGCAGACAGCACAGUUACUCCGACGACAGCUACAGCGACUACAGUGACCGCUCGCGCAGGCACUCGAAGCGCUCCCAUGACUCGGACGACUCGGACUACACCGACUCCAAGCACCGGUCCAAACGGCACAAAUACUCCUCUUCCGAUGACGACUACAGCCUCAGCUGCAGCCAGUCCCGAAGCCGCUCUCGGAGUCACAGCAGGGAGCGCUCCCGCUCCCGAGGCCGCAGCCGCAGCAGCAGCUGCAGCCGCAGCCGCAGCAAACGGAGGAGCCGCAGCACCACGGCCCACAGCUGGCAGCGGAGCCGCAGCUACAGCCGGGACCGCAGCCGCAGCACCAGAAGCCCUUCCCAGAGAUCAGGCUCCAGGAAGGGAUCGUGGGGCCACGAGAGCCCCGAGGAGAGGCGUUCUGGUCGUCGAGACUUCAUUCGCUCCAAAAUCUACCGCUCCCAGUCUCCUCAUUACUUUCGGUCAGGCCGGGGAGAGGGCCCUGAGAAGAAGGAAGAUGGCAGAGGAGGUGACGGUAAAGGGACAGGCCCACCGUCUCAGAACAGCAGUGUCGGUGCAGGGAGGGGGUCAGAGGGUGACUGCAGCCCUGAAGAUAAGAAUUCCCUUACGGCCAAACUGCUACUGGAGAAGAUCCAGUCGAGGAAAGUGGAUAGGAAACCCAGUAUGAAUGAGGAGGUGCUGGCCACCCAUAAUAAAGCUGGUCUCAAGCUCAAGGACCCCCCACAAGGUUACUUUGGGCCCAAGCUCCCUCCCUCUCUCGGCAAUAAGCCUGUCCUUCCAUUGAUAGGGAAGCUCCCGGCCACUCGAAAGCCCAACACUAAGAAAUGUGAAGAGUCUGGCUUAGAAAGGGGAGAAGAGCAAGAACAGUCAGAGACAGAAGAAGGGCCUCCGGGGAACAGUGAUGCCCCCUUUGGACAUCAGUUCCCCCCAGAGGAAGCAGCUGGCCCCUUAUCAGAACCACCUCCAGAAGAGCCAAAGUCUGAAGAAGGUACUGCUGAUCACCCUGUGGCUCCACUAGGCACCCCAGUGCACUCUGAUUGCUAUUCUGGGGACCCAGCCAUGUCCCAUAACUACCUCCCUGACCCCAGUGACGGGGACACCCUAGAGUCCCUGGAUAGUGGCAGCCAACCAGGCCCUGUGGAAUCUACCUUGCUGCCCAUGGUGCCAGAACUCGAGCACUUCCCCAGUUACGCGCCUCCCAGUGGGGAGCCUAGUAUUGAGUCAGCGGAUGGGGCUGAGGACGCCUCCCUGGCCCCGCUGGAGAGCCAGCCCAUCACCUUCACCCCUGAGGAGAUGGAGAAGUACAGCAAGCUCCAGCAGGCUGCGCAGCAGCACAUCCAGCAACAGCUUCUGGCCAAGCAAGUGAAGGCCUUCCCAGCUUCUGCUGCCCUGGCCCCAGCUGCUCCAGCCCUGCAGCCCAUCCAUAUUCAGCAGCCAGCCACAGCCUCCGCCACCUCCAUCACAACUGUCCAGCAUGCCAUCCUACAACAUCAUGCCGCAGCAGCCGCCGCCGCCAUUGGCAUCCAUCCCCACCCUCAUCCCCAGCCACUUGCGCAAGUCCAUCAUAUUCCCCAGCCGCACUUGACCCCCAUUUCUUUGUCCCACCUCACGCACUCAAUCAUCCCUGGCCACCCUGCCACCUUUCUCGCUAGCCAUCCCAUCCACAUCAUUCCUGCCUCAGCCAUUCAUCCCGGACCCUUCACCUUCCACCCUGUCCCACACGCUGCCCUCUACCCGACCCUCCUUGCCCCCCGGCCUGCUGCAGCAGCUGCUACUGCGCUCCACCUUCACCCACUACUGCACCCCAUCUUCUCAGGUCAAGACCUGCAGCACCCUCCCAGCCAUGGCACAUGAGUCGGGGGGUGAGAGCCCAGGUAGGACCAGGGAGAGUGGCCCGUAAGUCUUCCCUUGGGGUUGUCGAGCCAUUGAUGCCAGCAGGUAGAAGCUGGGACGCGCAGUGUCUGGUAGCCAAAGAGUCGAGUUUUGGCUUGCAGGGCUGGUUUUAGAUUUGAGGUUUGCUUUGGGUUCACUAUCAGGGAUUUGUUUUCCCCCCUGUCCCUCCUCCUGUGUUUCUGAGCUAGGGACCCCCAGUCAGUGCUGCGCACCCCUCUGCAGCGACAUCUCCAAACCGCCGGGUUUAGAUGCGCCCCUCCUCCCUCUCCUUUUUAACCUCUGCUCUUCCCUUCUAUGAGUUUUAAACCGUUUUCCUCCUCUCUGCCCAGCGGGCUGUCCUUCUGGUCCCGCCUUCCCGUUCUCUUUGACCGCCCCUUGGUGACUUUGUGUUAUCCGGGUGAGUUGGAAAGGGGGUCUGACCUGGAAUCAGAUGCGACUCGGGCUGUUCCUCGACCCACUCCCCACAUAGAGAGCCACACGCUUGGCACUGUUGUCCUCCUGCCCCUCGCUCCCGGAGAGACACCGGCACACCCCGGAAAGGAGACCCUGCCGCGGCGACAGGCCGUGCGUGCGGAUAGAGCCUCGCCCCUGUGCUUCCCCGGAGAGGAGCUGUGUGUCUGAGGGUGUGUUUCUUCUGUCAUGUUGAUGUUUCCUUCUUAAUUUAUAGGAUUUUUUUAAUGUAAAAAAAAUUGCACUGAACUCUAUAAACGUAAAUGCUGCUUUUUGUAGCUCAUAAAAAAGGUUCCAUAUUUGUAGUAUACUGCAAUAAUAUUUUUUACAUCCAGCUCUUUAAGUGAUCCUUGUUCUGGUGGCUUUGUGUAAAUAUGUUUGCCCUAGUUGGAUUAAGAAACUAAAGGUUAUAAAAUGGAAACAAAAAAUAAAGUAUUUGUUUUCUGCUAGAUGCAAAAAUGACUAAGCAUGUAUAUUUUAUCAAACUCAUGUAUUUUUUUGAAGUUAUGAACUAUAAAAAUGUUAAAACAAGAAAGGAACAUUGUUUAACAUUUUUGCGGGGACAAAAGGUUCACUGAUUUGCAUUAAAUGGUGCCCCCCAGCACUGGGGUCUUUUAACGGAUGGGCAUCAGUCAGCGGGGGUGUGGGGAGGACACUCGGUUAUGACAGUCUCCCUCGUGUGCUCUGCUGUUUCGUACAGAGAGCCAGGUGGGCCCCCCGGAGGAGGAGGACAGUCAAGCGCUUUAUCUGAAAGCGGAUUGAGAGUGAUGAGGGGUUCCCUGGGUGCCUUGUUCCAGGCGGUCCGUUUGCCUUCCUAGUACUUAGCCUCCUCUGACAAUUUUUUUUUUAAUGUGCCUUUUGGGUUGGCUAGAAACAAGUAGAAGUGGACUGGGGGAUGCUAGAGUUGAGACAGUUUUCUUCCCUUUUUUUGGUGGGAGGGAGCACGUUUGUAGACACUGCAAAUUCUUUGCUUCAUGGUUUUCAUGCCUUCGGCCCAGCUUAAUUUCAGCAGUGAAGAUUCCUUUUUUUCUCUUCUGUGACAUCAUGACACCUACCAGGGGAAGUUGCACCUCAAUUCCUCUCCCUCCUCCUGCCUUUCGCCCAGGCGCCCAGACCUAGGAACACACGGACCCACGGGUGUUUAACUUGCAGGCCUCGUCCUCGGCGGAGUCAGCAGUUCCCUGUUGGGCGACUCCCUGCCCGUGCUGUGACUAGGACGGUUGGGUUGUGACCUGCAGGGAAAACAGGCCCUGCUGUUCGGUUUCUCGAAUUCCCAAAAAGAAAAAGGUUUUGAGUUCAUGAGAAGCAAGUGCUGGGCAAACAAGGGUCUCGACUGACCCUCCCACUUCUUCAGUGCUCCUGUGCGCCUCAGAAGCACCGCUGUUUGGAUAACUAGCACUGGAAAAAUGAAAUCAUGUCUUUGAAGUGAAGGGACUAAUUUUUCUUUGCUCUCAGCCCAUGUAAAUAAUUUAAAUAAUACAGUAUUACCAUUUUUGUGCUGCUUCCCAUUAGCUUGUAGAUUGAGCCAUACUCUGGCUGCCUCUACCUUCCUGGGGGCAGUUUUCGUUAACUUUCAGAAUAGUGAUUUUAAAACCUAAAGAAAGAAAAACAAAGUAGCCUAUCCUUCCUUAUAAGCCUAAAAGAUUGUAUUUAACUUUAUCACAUAUGAUAGAGAUCUAUACGCUGUACAAUUAGGGAAAGGAACUUUCUAAUAAACCAAUGAUUUGUGGAAACUUA
Messenger RNA from Phyllostomus discolor (pale spear-nosed bat), 10115 nucleotides. RefSeq names its product G-patch domain containing 8 (gene GPATCH8). Gene Ontology annotation, cellular component: nucleus. Bases 3525 to 7889 code for a protein of 1454 amino acids. The record is from RefSeq and is a predicted model, not a curated record. The transcript has 11 exons. Lineage: Eukaryota; Metazoa; Chordata; Mammalia; Chiroptera; Phyllostomidae. Gene Ontology annotation, molecular function: nucleic acid binding.